This is a messenger RNA of Trachymyrmex cornetzi, 1971 nucleotides long. Its product is annotated as zinc finger protein 37. The transcript is spliced from 3 exons. The record is from RefSeq and is a predicted model, not a curated record. Gene Ontology annotation, cellular component: nucleus. Gene Ontology annotation, biological process: regulation of gene expression. The coding region runs from base 61 to 1971 and encodes 636 amino acids. Lineage: Eukaryota; Metazoa; Arthropoda; Insecta; Hymenoptera; Formicidae.
UCCAGCCGUUCGUCAGUUCCACCGUAUAAAAGAGAUCGCGUGACGAAAAUCGUAUACAGAAUGGAGGGAGACGAUGGCCCUUUAGCCAUCAGUAAUAAACCCACAGUUAUUGAAGUAGCGGAAGAAGCAAUGAGACGAUUAGAUGUACUGGUAUGUGGACAGUGUCAUUCUGUCUUUCAUUUUGUCGAAAAGUUUCAAGAACAUUGCACAAAGGAGGGAGCUUGUUCCAAAACGUCACGUAUUAGUGACACCAACGACAUCGAACAAAAAGCACAAGUAUGGGCAUUUCUAUCAUGGAAGGAUACACAAGUCCAAGACAGUUCAGACAAGGAGGCAUCUAACGAUUGGAUAUUGUACCAGAAAUGGUGUAAGAUGGAUACGAAAGUGCAGGAGGCUUGGGAAACAGUGGGAAAAACUGUACAAACCUUUACAAAAAUUAAUGACGCAAAUAUGCAGGAUACCCUGAUGCAAUCAAAUACCAAUGUCGAAGGUGCCAAACCGAUAAUAGUUCGUAAAGUUAGAAAUAGACAACCGGAAGAAACAGGCGGAGCUAAAAAAGAUUCUGCAAAAUCACUGGAAACAAAAACACAGAAGAAUGAAUCUAUGGAAAUUGAAGUAGACAAGAAAGAAAAACCAAGACUGAAACCAUCGAUCAAGCCCAAAAUCAAGCCUGGCAAAGCAACUAUCGAAGAAGAUGCAGAUCUAAGUAACGAAGAAUAUAUUGUCAAUAAAAUAUUAGCCAAACGUUUUAAUAUUAAAAGAAGAUGCUCGGAAUACUUAAUCAAAUGGAAAGGCUAUCCACAUGAAAACUAUAUAUGGGUAUCUGCAGAGGCUGUAGCAGCAUCCAAAAGUUUAUUGGAUAAAUUUGAGCGGAGUCUCGCCAAGCAAAAGGAGUCUAAAGCAGCGCAACAGAAGGCUAAUACAAAAGUCGUCAGACGUGUGAGUUUGCCGUUGCAAAAAUCAGCAAUAGAAGCUGAGACUAGUCAGCCUGGACCAAGUACUGUGGCUCAAGCAGGACGCCCAAUGCGGUCUAAUAAAUCAAAAGAGAUAGAUCAAGUCAAGCAAUGGUGUGGCUCGAUAAAUGAUGAAGAGAAUGAAUUGUUAGAUAAAAGGAGGAUCGAUGAUUCGGAGAGUGAUUCGGAAGGAGGAAGCAGUACCUCAAAGAGAACGACAGACGAUACGAACAAUGAUGAUGAAUGGACUGGGGAAUCUGAAGACGAAAGAUUAUUGGGUCGUAGCGACGUGAUCCAACGUGCAUUCAAUCGCGCUAAUGCGCAGUCGAAUGGAUCCAACAAAACCUCGGUUUCAUCCACUGAUCUGGCAACGUCAUUAGGAUUGCAAUCUUCAGAUGUAGUGAAAUCUAGCCAACUGCCUGUUUUAGUAACUAGCGCCAAGGGGGUUAAAGUCGAUCCCAAACAAAUGCCGAAUCGGGCUUCCAGUCUCUGCGUUAUGUCACGAAAAGAUGGUAUCAUCAAAUCGAAUUCGUCCUCCAGUGGGAAACUAGUGGUUAAAGGAUCUUCGACGACGCAUAAUGUUAUAAUGGUUCAAAAUCGAGAUAAUACAAACGUGAUCGCCUACAGAUGCAAAACGUGUCGUAACACGUUUCAGUGCAAAUCGUAUUUACGUCGUCAUUUGCUUAUUCAUUCAGGUGAAAAACCUUAUCAAUGCAAGUUUUGUAAAAAAGUAUUUAAUCAGAUAUCGAGUCUAAACAGACACAAGAAAAAAAUGCAUUUCAAUGUUCGUAACAAUUGUAACGAUUGUAAGAAGGGCUUCAUUAAUGAACAGGAUUUGAAUAAUCAUUUAGUCACGAAGCAUUCAUAUAUCGAUGGAAAUCCGUUUAAAUGCGAGACAUGUCCAGCUACGUUUAAACGUUUAAAAGUCCUUAAACAGCAUACAAAAACCCAUGCAGGCAAGAAUCCAUAUAUUUGCGACGGUCACAUGAGUGAUGUCGUAGUAAAGAACAGCGACUGA